AUGGUCCCGGUGGACUGUUUCAUCAUGGUCCAGGUGGACUGUUUUAUCGUGGUCCCGGUAGACUGUUUUAUCAUGGUCCUGGUAGACUGUUUCAUCAUGGUCCUGGUAGACUGUUUCAUCAUGGUCCUGGUAGACUGUUUUAUCAUGGUCCUAGUAGACUGUUUUAUCAUGGUCCUGGUAGACUGUUUCAUCAUGGUCCUGGUAGUAUCAGGUAUGAAGGUGAACAACAAUGGCCUGGUUUCAUUCAUCAGAGAGGUGUCUCAGUUCACACCUGUAGCGUUUCCCAUCGCCGGAGACCGGAGGGUUGUGGCAGCGUUCUGGGCUGACGUGGACAACAGGCGGGCGGGACAGGUCUUCUACCGGGAGAGUAGAGACCCGUCUGUCCUCCUGAGGGCCACGGCUGACGUCAGACGACACUUCUCUGAGUUCCCAGAGUUCAGUGCGACGUGGAUCCUCAUCUCAACGUGGCUCAAAGUCACCUUCUUUGGAGGAAGUGACAUCACACCGGUGAAUACGUUCCAAGUGAUACUGAUCACCAACGGAGAGCUUUCCUUCACCAUCUUCCAGUAUCAUGACAUCAGCUGGACUACAGGCAUGCAUGCCAGCAGUGGAGGAGACCUGGCAGGGCUAGGGGGCAUCGCUGCACAGGCAGGUUUUAACGCUGGCGAUGGGAAACGUUACUUCAACAUCCCGGGGUCUCGUACUGAUGAUGUCGUGGAUGUGGAGGGAACCACCAAUGUGGGUUACCCCGGGAGAUGGGUGUUCCGUAUUGACAAUGCCCAGGUGGAGGUGGGCGGAUGCAACGACUCCGCGUCUGUGUGCCCUCACCUUCGACCCUGUCUGAACGGAGGUCGCUGUAUAGACGACUGCAUCACCGGAAACCCUUCCUUCACCUGCUCCUGUCUGGCUGGCUUCACAGGACCCCGGUGCCAGAUAGAUGUGGAGGAGUGUUCGUCCUUCCCCUGUCAGAACGGAGGUACCUGCUCAGACCAGGUUAACGGGUUCACCUGCCAGUGUCCACCUGGGUUUACAGGGACAGUCUGCCAAACAGAUGUGGAGGAGUGUUCGUCCUUCCCCUGUCAGAACGGAGGUACCUGCUCAGACCAGGUUAACGGGUUCACCUGCCAGUGUCCACCUGGGUUUACAGGGACAGUCUGCCAAACAGACAUUGACAAGUGCAAAGACGGAGCCUGCCUCAACGGUGCGCUGUGUGUACAAGGUGUCGACAACUUCACCUGUGUGUGUGAGAGAGGCUACACUGGGACUCUGUGUGAGACAGGUGAGUUAGCCGAGGGGGCUACCCAGGCUCUGUGUGAGACAGGUGAGUUAGCCGAGGGGGCUACCCAGGCUCUGUGUGAGACAGGUGAGUUAGCCGAGGGGGCUACCCAGGCUCUGUGUGAGACAGGUGAGAUAGCCGAGGGGGCUACCCAGGCUCUGUGUGAGACAGGUGAGUUAGCCGAGGGGGCUACCCAGGCUCUGUGUGAGACAGGUGAGAUAGCCGAGGGGGCUACCCAGGCUCUGUGUGAGACAGGUGAGAUAGCCGAGGGGGCUACCCAGUCUCUGUGUGAGACAGGUGAGAUAGCCGAGGGGGCUACCCAGUCUCUGUGUGAGACAGACAUGGAUCAGUGUGUUUCCCAGCCUUGUCUGAAUGGAGGGGAGUGUGAAGACCAGGUGAAUGGUUAUAUCUGCUCCUGUCCUGCUGCUUUCACCGGAACACACUGUGAGACAGGUGAGUUAGCCGAGGGGGCUACCCAGGCUCUGUGUGAGACAGGUGAGUUAGCCGAGGGGGCUACCCAGGCUCUGUGUGAGACAGGUGAGUUAGCCGAGGGGGCUACCCAGGCUCUGUGUGAGACAGGUGAGUUAGCCGAGGGGGCUACCCAGGCUCUGUGUGAGACAG
Molecule: messenger RNA, 1897 nt
Organism: Salvelinus namaycush (lake trout)
Lineage: Eukaryota; Metazoa; Chordata; Actinopteri; Salmoniformes; Salmonidae
Product: sushi, nidogen and EGF-like domain-containing protein 1
Exons: 12
Biological process (GO): heterophilic cell-cell adhesion; establishment or maintenance of epithelial cell apical/basal polarity; cell-matrix adhesion
Cellular component (GO): plasma membrane; protein-containing complex
Molecular function (GO): calcium ion binding
Source: RefSeq, a predicted model, not a curated record